AUCGCGCAACAUAACAACACGUGCAAACUAAGUACCUUUAGUGUUGCAGUUUGUUUAAGAAAGGUACAGGAGGGAAUCAUAACACAUGGUACCAGGUGUUCAGAUAGCAUAACAGACGAUAUAACGCGUUAAACAUUCCGCCAAUUUGUAAGUUCUGGAUUGCGCUAAUUCUCUCUCCCGGAAACGUAUCGUGAGGCAGUGGUAACAGCAUUGGGAAUAACUCUCUUAAAUUGUGACUUCUAGUUAUAGGCUGUAUACUAGGCAACUGGGCAAGGAGACGUUUUUAUACAUCUUAACCAAAUUGUGACUUUCUAACUUCGACUGUGCAUAACUUUUUUAAGCAGAUGCAAAGAAGAUAACGUCAACAGUAAUAUUUCCUGUUGUGUUGCACGUGUCAAUGCAAAUAAACGAGGAUUGUGUCAUACUCCCGGAAACACAAGUCAUUUCGAGUGUGACUUUGCACCAAUUAAGACUAGUAAACAACACGACUGCAGAUAACUUGAUUAAGCCUUGACGAGAUAGAAGGCCAGGGCUAUACAGUAAAUGCCUAAAACUAUCGCGGAUUAUGCUUUUCUGAUAACGAAAGACGACACUGGAUUAAUAUUCCUCGUAUUUUCGUAGAGGACAACGCAAGAAGGGACGAUGUUGUUAAAAUUAGGCGCUGUGCUAGUUGUGCUGGGACUUUGUGUAGCUGCGCCGUCAUACAAGUUGAGGGAGAGACGGUCGGACUGCCAGGUGUCGGAGACACCCAGGGUUGAUGUCGAUAUCACGCAGUUUUUUGGCGAGUGGUAUGUGCUGGCGAGGACGAAUGGCCCCUACGAGCGGCAAUACUCGUGGGAUGGCAGCGUCUACUCUUAUGGGUCGAUGGGCAAUGCGGCUGGCUCCGUCAGUGGCCUGUUUAGUUUCAAAAAUCCAGACACGCGAAAAACAGGGUGUAUUCCACCAGUACGAGGGCAGCUAGACGGAGUAACGGAUGACCCUCGAAAUGGUGUUUACACGGCCACGGUGAUAGGCAUUGGAAUCACAGGCACAUACAACAUCGUGUGGACCGACUACAACUUUACCCUCGUGUUCGAGUGUUAUGCCCAGCCCGAGAUAUGUCGCCAGAGCAGCGCAGGCAUUGUAACUAUCCUGAGCAGAUCGAGUGACGUCAGUUCUGAUGACCUUCAGAGGAUGCAGCACAUGGCCAAACAGUUCCUGUGCACUGAAGAAGAUGAGCUUCAGCUUGUGUCGCACACGACUGUCUCGUGUAUGGAUGUUGUCAGGGAGACUUCACACAUUUUUAAACGAGAUAUUGAACGUGCUGCAGACUUGGCCGCUCAUGACUGGGCUACUCAACUUAGGGCUGGUUUAGAUGCAAUGACUGAAGAUGACCUCAUCUCUUUUCGUCCCGAACAAAUAGCAUCAGAAGAAGCUGGAAGUGGAAGUGGAAGUGGUGGCAGCUGCCCGGAUCUAAAUUGCGGAUUUGCCCCUUGCUUGUACGGCUCAGUACCAGACAACGAUGGAUGCGAGACAUGCGAAUGUAGGAGGCCAGCCAAUGCCAUUGCCACGCCUUGCGCGGAGUUAGCUUGUCCACCAUGUGCAUUUGGAUCGUACAAAGACAUCUAUGGUUGCGAUUCCUGUCGAUGUAAAGAUAAUCCAAUGGUUGUGUGCAAUACUCUUGCGAACUGUACUCUUCGAUGUAUUAAUGGUUACAUGCAGAAUGAGAAUGGUUGUAGUGUCUGUAACUGCUCCUCUGGCGGUAAUACGAGUUGUCCUGAUGUUGUCUGCAAGAAUGAUUGUGGCCCAGAUGGCCGCGUUAGGAACGAGCUUGGUUGUUACACGUGUGAGUGCGCAUGUCCGAGACUUGACUGCUGGGAUGGGCCAUGUUUGGAGGGAAGUUUAAAGGAUAAUCAUGGUUGCGACACCUGCGAGUGCACACGGGCUGCGGAUGCACCUCCAUGUCCUGCACCUGACUGCCCGCCAUGCCCUGAUGGCUCGUUCAAAGAUAGUGCCGGUUGUGAUUCUUGUAACUGUAAAUAUCUCCCUGACGUCGCAUGCCCGGUUGUCAAAUGUGCUCUUGAUUGUAAAAAUGGCCUCAAGAAGGAUCCGUUCAAUUGCGAUAUCUGCGAAUGUAGUGACGAACCAAUGACAUGCAUUGAGAUUUAUUGUGAGAAUAAAUGUAUCAAGCGCUUGAAGGGCCUUGACGGCUGUGAAACGUGCGAAUGUGAAGCAGAAGGCCUGUGCGUUGACCCGAAUUGUUGGGACGGCGAUUGUGUCCAUGGAUCAGAGCUAGAUGCUGCUGGUUGCGCCACCUGUGAAUGCAAGAUGGGGCCUGCGACCUGUCCACCAACAGACUGUCCACCCUGUCCUUUCGGAUCUUUCAAGAACAGAUACGGGUGUGAUUCGUGCAACUGUAAAACCAUACCUGAGGUAGCUUGUCGUGAACUUGAAUGUAACAAACCGUGCCUCUUGGGUUACAAAGCUGAUGAAUUCGGUUGCCCGAUGUGCGAAUGUAGCCAGAAUGAUACAAGAUGCGUGGAACCUUUCUGUGAGAACGCAUGCGCCACAUAUCGAGUAAAAGGUCCUGAUGGAUGUGAUACUUGUGAGUGCGCAUGUCAGGAGACCGACUGCUGGGAUGGACCUUGUAAAUACGGCUCGAAACAAACCAAAGAUGGGUGUGCGACCUGUGAGUGCUUACGCCCAAAGAAUAAAACUAUACCAUGCCCGAAGAUCUCCUGUUCUGGCGCUCCUUGUGACUUUGGAUCGUUCAAGGAUAGUUCCGGCUGCCCUACCUGUUCUUGUAAGGGUCCGCCUGAGGAUACCUGCUUCGAUUUAGAGGGUCUGAAUUGUCAGAAUAAGUGUCCGAGUGGCUACCGGAGGGACAGCAUGGGGUGCUAUUCCUGCGACUGCACACCAGCAAACUUGAAGGACCCUUCGAAGUGCCCUUUCCUUGUCUGCGAUCCUACGUGCCCGAAUGGUUAUGUAUUUGAUCAAGCAGGUUGCGCCACAUGUGAGUGUGAAGCAGUAGGACUACCAGCAGACGCCGUCUGCCAGGAACCAUUCUGUGAAAAUACUUGUGAUCUAGGCCGCGUCAAAGACGCUAACGGAUGCGAGACAUGUGAGUGUAUUUGUCCGCCUUUGACUUGCUGGGAUGGCCCCUGCAUAUUCGGGUCUGUCAAGGACGUCUCUGGCUGUGACACUUGCGAAUGUACUCGACCCCAAAGACCCGACAUAGCUUGUCCUUAUCUUGACUGCCCCAGCGGACCCUGCUACUUUGGAUCAUACAAAGAUAAACUCGGUUGCGAUAGCUGCAAGUGUAAGAAACCUCCAGCGGUUGCCUGUCCCAGUCUAGAGAACUGUAAGCUUGAAUGCAGUUACGGACUGCUCCAGCCUCAGCAUGGAUGUACCAUUUGUAUGUGUGCACCCGGACCCAAGCCCGUCCAGUGCAAGCUGUUGCCAUGUCCAAGUGUGUGCCUGUCUGGUUACAAGAGGGACGGAAAUGGUUGCCACACGUGCGAGUGUGACUGCCCACCAGCAACCUGCUCAGAGCCAUGUGCCACUGAGUAUCUGGUGAAUGAAUUUGGUUGUCAGACAUGUGAAUGUAAAGGUCUCACCGGGAUGCCCAUUGGGGACCCCAUUGCAGAGCCCUUGGCCUUGAAGUCGAACUGCACCGUACCGUUCUGUGAAAACGAAUGUCAGCAUGGAAGGGUCAAGGACAAAUCAGGCUGUGAUACAUGCGAAUGUGCCUGUGCUAAGUUAAACUGCUGGGAUGGGCCGUGUCGCUUCGGUUCUGUGCCUGAUCCAAAUGGGUGCGAUACGUGCGAUUGUAUCCGCCCGAAAGAACCAACACUCGCCUGUUCGUAUCUUGACUGCAAAGGUGGCGGCUGUAAAUAUGGAUCAUUUCCAGAUAAGAAUGGCUGCGCUUCCUGUAAGUGUUUGCCCCUGCCGCCAGGGACCAUAGCUUGUCCUGAAUUCUCCUGUGAUCUGAAGUGUGAAAAUGGCUACGUUAACGAUGAUGCAGGCUGUCAGAAAUGUGAGUGUUUGUCAUUCGCGCCUCCUCCAGUGACAUGUGAAGUGCAUGCGUGUCAGCUGAAAUGUCCCUAUGGUUACAGGACUAAUGAACUUGGCUGCCUAACUUGCGAAUGCAAAUGUGAGUUCCCAGCCUGUUGGGAUGGCCCGUGUCGCUAUGGUUCCAAGCUGGACAAAUAUGGCUGCCCUUCCUGUGACUGCUUUCGGCCUGAGUUCCCAACCAUGUCCUGUGGGCUGCUGGAUUGCCGAAGCAGGACUUGUAGGAACGGAUAUGCUUUGAAUAGAUUCGGCUGCCUGACGUGUCGCUGUAAACCGGAAGUAGAUGAACCAAUCCCAGAAGGCAGUGGUGAGGUGACAGAAUGUGACGAAAUUCCGGCCAUGUGUCCUUUCCAUUGUCUGUACGGUAACUUGAAAAAUGAUAAUGGUUGUUUCACGUGCGAGUGCGCUGCUCCACCUGAUUCUCCAGCACUGCCAUGUCCGAUGAGAAAAUGCUUGCCUUGUGAGAAUGGUUACCUUAAAGAUGCAAAUGGCUGUCAAUCAUGUGAUUGUUUGCCAAAAAAGAGGAGAGAGCUUCCAGAGAAUUGCCGAAAAGAUUGCUCAGCAAUGUGUGGCUUUAAUUAUAAGAUGAGAAAGGACGAGAACGGCUGCGAGAUCUGUACGUGCCUCCUGGAUUCCGCUAAUGAAGUUCUGAAACCUUGGGAUGUGACGCAGAAUGACGCCGCCAUAGCCCAGGUUGAUGUUGUUGUUGGGCCAAAACGAGACAGUGACGGAACCGAGGCUGUGCGGCCAUCACUACAAGAAGACGCUCCGAUUCCUAUUCUGGAUGCGAUGGGAAAUAUUGGCAGUGUUGAUGUGGUAGAGUCGGGGGAAGUAGCGCCCGGUUACGAGGUAGCCCCAAAAAUGUCGGAAAGUAACCCUCGUGAACAGGAAGUGGGGCCAGCGUAUGGAAUAGCCUCGAACCCCGCCGGUGAAACAGAUGAAGAAGAACCUUAGCACCAUCACUCCAGAGCCGUGUUGGGUUGAGACAUUCUAGAUAUAUUAAAGAGUAAUGCCAGUAUUAUGACUUUUAAUGAUACAUGUAUGUGAUAUGCCCUGUACAUUUGAUAGAUUGUAUUCCUUCGUAAGGUUUUGCGAGUUGACUAUACUCCCAUGAGAUGGGCUGUUCGCUGCUGUUUCCGCACUUUGGAUCCUGUACUACACGUAGCAGUAGCCCGGAGAAAGUAAAGUGCUUUAAAACAACCACGCCAGUCUUUGAGUUUGCUAUGUGAUCGAACUUGGCCAUCGCAGAAGCUGAUGCUUACCUAAAUGAAGAAAGAUCCCGGCAUUCGCUGCAUAUUUUCAGACAUUUAUAGAUGAGUUUAGAUUCUCUUCUUUGGGAGAAGAACGGGUUCACUGAUGAACUGCAACAUAAAAAGGUCCGUGUGUCUCCACAAAUGAGUGGUUUAGUGAUACGUUGCGUACAUUCGAGUAGAGUUCUCUGGUAGUGUGAAUGACCCGGCACUGCACAUCGAUAUAACGGCGUAGUGGAAUGAUGUCGAGCUUGUGUAAUAAAACGUCGAUGUGACCACUUUGCACAAGUCAAUUAACAGCGAUUUGGGAUUUGCUUUAUUGUAAAUGCAUAGAUGUUCUGUAAAUAAGACAAUAAAAUGCCAAUUGACUCAAA
Messenger RNA from Lineus longissimus, 5674 nucleotides. RefSeq names its product balbiani ring protein 3-like. The transcript is spliced from 7 exons. NCBI's taxonomy places the organism in Eukaryota, Metazoa, Nemertea, Pilidiophora, Heteronemertea, Lineidae. The coding region runs from base 643 to 5004 and encodes 1453 amino acids. Gene Ontology annotation, molecular function: serine-type endopeptidase inhibitor activity. The record is from RefSeq and is a predicted model, not a curated record.